CAUUCCAUAGACGCUGUCAGUGCAGGAGUCAGUCCGAUCGGAGACACGUCUUACAACUCCAGUCACUGGGAUCUGGGCAGUGCCUUCUUCUUCGCUGGGACUGUGAUCACAACGAUAGGUAAUCUCCAUCACCAACCUAUUAAUUAAUUACUUGCUCCUCUUAAUUGAGUAGAAUAAAGCAAUAUCACUGGUCUACUUUGACGUGAAAGCUAUGAGGUAACCUACGGGUGCUGUGACUCGCUACAUCAAGUGCAGUUCUGUCAGCAUUACACAACUGUAAUGUAAUGUGUGCUAUUUAUCAUGAGCUUGCUGGGAAAUGGAGAAAACAAAGAUUGGAAACAUAAUGCAUCAUUCACAGGAUGUACUUUAUGCUAAUGUCUGUGUGUGUGCGUGUUCAAGUCUCCCAGCGUGUCUUCACAGUACAUCAUUUACUGAUGAUAAUAGCAUUCUAUCAGGAGAUGGGAAGGAACAGUGGCACUAGGGUGUCUUUUUAGUAGAACAAAUGAAUACCAUUUAAUCUGUUCACACAAUUACACUGCUUUGCUCACUGUGGAGAGGUACACACAUCCCACCGUGCUGGUUUAGUCAUCCCGUCUAGUUUUGUUUCUCCAUUCACUGCAAGUUGUAAUUCAUGUCAUGUUCUCUGAGCCCAACCUGAUUAUUUCCUCUCUUAGUGCUUAUUUACCUCCGACCUCCAACUGCAGGAAUAUAACUCAGGCCUUACAUAACAAAACACCACUGUGACAGGUUACGGGAACAUAGCGCCCAGCACGGAGGGAGGGAAGAUCUUCUGCAUCCUGUACGCCAUAUUUGGCAUCCCGUUGUUUGGGUUCCUCCUGGCUGGCAUCGGAGACCAGCUGGGAACCAUAUUUGUCAAGAGCGUCUUGAGGGUGGAGAAGAUAUACAGGGUAAGUUGGAUUACUUGAGCAUUUUGGGUUGUGUUAUGUACAGGGGAUUUACUGGAACUGCAUAAGCACAUGAUGCUUUCAGAGAUAUUUCAAGUUAACUAAAACCAACUUUUGAUCAGUUUAUUAGAAUUAACUUAGACACCAUGUUUGAUGACUUAUUUUGUGAAGAAAGGGGUCUUUGAAAAUGAGUAUUUGGGGCAUGUUAUACACAGAUGUAGGAUCUUAAUUUGAGCCUGUUUUCUACAGCAGGAAAAUAAUCCUGCAGCAACAGUAAAUUUGAAAUAUUAUAAUUAAUGGACAUUUUUGUAGGGGUUGAUAAAUAUUUCGUAAACCAAUAUGCUACCCACCGUGAAAACCAGGCAAAUUACCUCCAACCUAUAAUCACCCUAUUCACUGUGAACAGCACAAUGCCUUUGAUACAGUCAUCCCUGUAAAAGCUUUUCCAGAUAUCCAGGUAUUAGGCCAGGCUCAGUGGUUUUGGACUCUUGUUCCCCCUCCAAGGAGUCAACACGAGUCAGGCUAGCUGAGGCUGAGAUUACGAUGUGCUCUUUGUAGUGAGGGCAGAGGUGUUUGAUGGAGUGUGGAGGCAGGGGAGGUAGAGGGCCAGGACCUGAUUGAGAUUAUGUGAGCAGGCUGUAUGUCAGGCAGGAGAUGAGCACAGAGCUGAGCCCCUCUUCAGACUACUGAAAGCCCCAGGGGGCUUGAGUUUCUGUGACAUAAAGUGAGUUUGGGAAUUAGGAUUUUCCUGCUGGAUCAAUGGAAGGAAGGGUGGUUUUGGAUGGUUUUCUUUCUUGGUGCCUGGGGUGCUCUGGAGUGUUUUGGCUAAUGGGUAUUGACACGAGGUAAUUGAUGAAACUGCAUCUCUUCAAGCUUACUGUGUCUUUGAGCUGGAAAUGUACUGUGUAUAGCUAAUUUAUUUUAUAUACUUUUUUGACAACUUUGUGAUUGUUGACUUGCAGUCGUCCUCUGACCAUGUCAUGUUUGUACUUCAGCAAAAACACAAACAGAUCAGCCAGACCAAAAUCAGAGUCACCUCCACCAUACUCUUCAUCAUAGCCGGGUGCAUAGUCUUCAUCGGCAUCCCGGCGGUCAUUUUCAAACACAUCGAGGGAUGGACGACUCUGGAUGCUAUCUACUUUGUCGUCAUCACGCUAUCAACGAUUGGCAUCGGGGACUAUGUGGCAGGUAUGAUAGUGUUACAGUAGAACAGGUUUAUGUACUGUGUCUUUAGUUCUCUGAAAUUAAGGUUUUAUUUGCUUUUGUUUUGCUGUGUCUGCAUUACAUUGAUAAUCCCUUGACUAAUGAUGCUAAAAGUGACUGCCGAUAAUUAUAUGUCAGGAAAUCUUAUCUAUGGGAAUAUUAUGGCAAGAAUAACCCAAAAGAAUGCUGAUACAACAUCAAGUCUCUUCAAACCCAAUUCCAAAUGACUGUUCAAUGUUUGUCAAACUGAACCUUUCCAACUCCCUUAUCCUCCUAAUCUGUCUGUAAUGAAAACAUUUUUUUUGUGAUAAAUGUUUUAUUGUUGACAAUAAUUUGGUGGUAACAGGCAUAUACAUACAUACAUAAUCCAAUAGUUGGCAUCCAAUGUAACAACUCUUCCUCUGUUGUUCCAGGUGGGGAUCGGAAGAUCGAGUACAUGAAGUGGUACAAGCCUCUGGUCUGGUUCUGGAUCCUGGUAGGCCUGGCCUACUUCGCUGCUGUCCUGAGCAUGAUCGGAGACUGGCUCAGAGUGCUGUCCAAAAAGACCAAAGAGGAGGUUGGUGCUGCUCAUUCAAUUACAGUGCCCGUCAUUACAUUAUCUAAAGCAGUGGAAACUAAAAGGUCACUCCUUACUAGGCUCGGCUCUUACCCUACCCACCUUUAUUCCAUGUCUGUUUUGCUAUUAUGCCUUGUUGAUGCCCCUGUCUGGAGCCCCUGAGACACUGAGACAGACAGUUGUGUGGGAGAAGUGGUUAGAUAUGCAGUCAUUAGUGUUCAGGCUGAUGUGUUAAUAGUGAGCUUACUAAGCUAUUGAUCUGUACAUACAGUAUGGAUGGAUACUGUGGUAAUGCACCCCCUCCACCCUCCUGCCUCUAAUGACUCCAUCUUUGUGUAAUUGCAGGUGGGGGAGUUCAAGGUCCAUGCGGCUGAGUGGAAGGCAAACGUGCGGGCUGAGUUCCGGGAGACGCGGCGGCGGCUGAGUGUGGAGAUCCACGACAAGUUGCAGCGGGCCGCCACCAUCCGCAGCAUGGAGCGCAGGCAGCUGGGCCUGGAGCAGAGGGCCCACUCCCUGGACAUGCUCUCCCCAGAGAAGAGGGCCGUGUUUGCCAGCUUGGACCAGGGCCGCUUCAAAACCUCCUCCCAGGAGAGCAUCGACACCAAGCUGAAUAACUUGAGGUUGAAAGGGGCAGGGGAGCUUUGUUAUGACCAGCGGAGAGGCAGCGAGCAGACACAGCAGGCCUCGUCAUCGGAGGAUAACCUCUUCAACCUCCGCUUCCGCUCCCUCACCAAGCUGGCCAAGAGACACAAGAACCGCGACCUGAAGAGGAACAUUCCUGAGGAUGUGCGGAGGGCCUGUGAGGAGAUGGAGAGGAGGAGGGAGGAGGAGGGAGAGGAGAAGGAGGGAGAGGUGGAGGAGAUGGAGGUGGAGGAGGAGGAAGGGGGCGAGAGGAAGGAGGGCAACACCAGCUUGACAAAUUUAGAGUACGCAGACGAGCGCUGA
Coregonus sp. 'balchen' is the source of this 3609-nucleotide messenger RNA. The record is from the annotation of a GenBank genome assembly. Lineage: Eukaryota; Metazoa; Chordata; Actinopteri; Salmoniformes; Salmonidae.